AUGGGGAAAUUGCAGCAUAUAGUUGCUUACAUCACUGGAGGUGCCAACGGAAUCGGGAAGGCUGUCGCGGAGAAAAUUUAUUGUCAAGGUGCCAAGGUGGUUCUGGCCGAUAUAUCUUGCAACGGAGCUAAAGUUGCCGAGAGAUUGGGCGAAAAAGCUUUAUUUACGUGUACCGACGUGAGGCUCGAAAAGGACGUAUUAGAGAGCAUCGAAUGUGCGAAGGCAAAAUUCGGCGGCGUGAACGUACUAAUUAAUUCUGCUGGUGUUGUUGGCUACGAAAAUAUCUACGACUUCAAGAAUAAGAAGCCACAUUCUACUGACCUGUACAGAUGCGUUUUCGAAACUAACGUGUGGGGUUUAUUUAACGUAACGCGCUUAAUGGUCGGCUUGAUGGCGAAGAACAAACCAGAUUCAAAUCAACAAAGAGGAGUCAUUAUAAAUCUUUCAAGCACAAUGGCUUAUGAACCACCACCUGGUUUAGUUGCUUACGGUGCCACGAAAUCCGCGGUUUCCGGCAUGACGAUCCCUUUAGCUAGAGGACUCGCGUCGCAGGGAAUACGUGUUAUCACAAUUUGUCCUGGUUACAUAGACAGCCCCAUGACAGGUGUGUUAUUAUUACGACUGGUAUGCAAUGUUUAGGAAUUUUUAUUUUUAUA
Bombus pascuorum is the source of this 656-nucleotide messenger RNA. RefSeq names its product 3-hydroxyacyl-CoA dehydrogenase type-2-like. The transcript has 3 exons. The record is from RefSeq and is a predicted model, not a curated record. Gene Ontology annotation, molecular function: oxidoreductase activity. The coding region runs from base 1 to 639 and encodes 212 amino acids. NCBI's taxonomy places the organism in Eukaryota, Metazoa, Arthropoda, Insecta, Hymenoptera, Apidae.